UCAUUCAAUCCAUCAUCAGCAAGCUGUCUUCAAAUCCUAACACUCUUCAACCACACGAGCUUUCGUGUAAAUAAUCUAUAAUCACCGCCAUUCGACCAACAAUGCAUUGAAACAUUUUAAUACCUAAACGGGUGUAAUUACGUCGAUAUUAAUUAUUGAUUAUUACUGGUUUAUCUUGGUUAUUUCUCUCCAUUAAUACAUUGCACUAAGGAAAUACAAGAGCUAGUUCGUAAAUACAGACAAACUAGAGAACCGUGUGAACUUGACUGUUAAUUAAUCUUGGACACUCAAGAAAGAUUAGAAGCAAAGAUCUGGAAUUGUUACAAGACGACACAGUAGGCCCGGAGGAAAAUCUAGUACAACUGUUUGAUGAUUUGAAUAUUAUUAUUCAGCGAGCCAGACGAUCGCUGUCGAUAUUGAAGCAAUGAUGUUUCUGUGUGCAAAGCUGUCAGUGUGACGAGGUUGUAACGACGUAAAUGUGGCAAACCAUCUCAACGUACCUCCGUUCAAUCACCCCUUAGGUACUUGAUGAAAAAUACAUAUUGAUGGAGAACAAGAAUUUUACUUGCGAUAAGCAGAAUGGAGGCAAUUUGGCGAGUGAAAAUUCUGAUUUUCUCGCUAUUUUGGGAGGUUUUAAGCGAGAGUGUUUACAAGUGAACGACUUCUUGGAAGAGGAGCGAGAAUUUCGCGACAAGGAAGAGACUCAGAGUGGAGAAAAGUGUAAGAUCUGCAGCUCACAUCCAUUCAUACUUGCCAAGGCUGGAUAUUGGAUUGAAUGUACCGAUAAAAACUGCCCUAAAAUGAAGAGUGUCUUGCAUUUAAGUGAUAAACUAGUUAACAGUUUUCGCGACCUCGGUUCUAGCGGGAAAAUAUGUACCAAAGUUCUCCCUGAAGAAAUUUACGAAAAUUAUUUUUAUGGCUCUAAACACUGGAAUUAUUCCUGCAGAGAUGAGAAAAUCGGUCCUGUUAUUUUAACGAUUAAGCAAGAAUUUCGCCAAUCAAAGGAUUUUCUGAGAAUCAUGGUUCGUUCAUCAUCUCAUGUAAUUCAUGGUAUGCUUCCAGUAAGCAGUAUUUCUACCAGUCCUUACAGCCAUGAAGAAGUUGUCCAAUUUCUGUCAAGCGUGAUUGGCCUGGAGGCUCAACUCAAGCCUAUCAAAAUAUCUGCUGCUCCUGCAGAAUUACUGAGAAUAGAUAAAGUAUUUCUCAAAGAUGAAUACAAAGUUGGCCUGCUUUAUGUGAAAGAAGGCCAAACAACAGAAGAACAAAUCUUCAAUAAUCAAGAGCACAGCCAAGCAUUUGAUGACUUCCUGGACUUACUUGGUGAACGAGUAAGAUUAAAGGGUUUUAGCGAGUACCGUGGUGGCCUGGACAUAAGUAAUGACCUAACAGGCACCCACUCUGUGCACGCAAAGAACGGUAACAAACAGGUUAUGUUCCAUGUGUCCACACUGCUACCAUUCGAGAAGAAAGACACCCAGAAAUUACAGAGAAAGAGACACAUUGGUAAUGAUAUAGCGUGUGUCGUGUUCUUAGAAGCUGCUCACACACAGUUCGACCCAGAAUGCAUCAAAUCAAACUUCUUACACACGUUCGUCGUGGUCCAAGUUGACGUGUCAACCAAUCCAAAUAAAUAUACGGUAUCAGUAGUGUCAAGAAAACAAGUUCCUUUUUAUGGUCCUUCCCUUGCAGAGAAAAGUACAUUUAAAAAAGGUCCAGAGCUGAAAAAAUGGUUAUUGAACAAAGUUAUCAACGGAGAAGUUGCUUGUCACAAAGCGCCCAAUUUCGCUAAAUUGCAUCAACGAACUCGGAAUCAACUGAUGGAAGACUUAUUGGAGUCGAUCGAGAAGAGUCCUGUAGACACAAGAGAAAAACGGGACCCGUUUCCGUUCAGGGAUCAUGGACGGCGAAGCCAGUCAAGUAGCAGGUUUUCUGUUUCUUGUCAAGAGAGCUUGCAAGAGACGUUUGAAUCAACAGAUCAGAUGGUCAAGGACUUCAGCUCACUCUUAGGAGAAAAAAGCCAAGUGGCUGAUGUUCGCUUCAUAGUUGGAAAAUCCGAGAAAAAGGCAUUUCUUGGAGUCAAAGCAAUAAUGGCAGCACGAAGCAGUGUCUUUCGUAAGCUCCUAGUUGAGGAUCAAGCUUCUGAUGACUGUCAGAAAAAGAUAAGCUCAAAUGGCACCACAUCACCAACCUCUCCUCGCAAUGUUGUCUCGUCAUGGAACAUCACCAGUUCUAAACUGCCUGGAAGCUCAAGAAGUAAAAAAUUCAAUUUAAACAAGCACCGCUCGUCAAGUACAGGUGAAGAUGAUGUUGUCCUUGCUGCAUUUUCUGAUCUGGAACCGCGGAACCAGAAAAACGGAAAACAAGAAAACAAUGCUCAACAGGAGUACAUCAUUGACGAGUUUGAGCCAGAUGUAUUUGAAGCAUUGUUAAGAUAUCUUCACACUGGAUCUUGCCAUAUUACAUCAAGGAUCCUUCCUGGACUGUUGUGUGCUGCUCAGUGCUAUGAAAUACCUGAAGUAAAGCAAGUCUGUGUAGACAGUAUCGAGGAAUGUCUUGAUGCAUCAAUGUUUUACACAAUGCUGCAGUCAAUAGAUCAGUACACAAGUUACCCUGAGGUGCAACAAAUGAUAAGAGACAAGAUUGCUGUGUUCUUAACAGAGGUAGAAAUCAAGGAAUUAGACAUUAGUGCAGUUAGUCUUUUAUCAGACAAGAGCUUUAACGUAGUACUCUCAAAACUAAACAAGGUGAAUGAAGUUUCCAAAUUUAAAGCGAUUGUGGAAUGGUCUAAAAUAUGGAGUAGUAAAAUGGACAAUAGUAUGGAUGAGAUGGCAAAGCAAUUAAUCUCACAGUUCGUCAAUUUAAGUAACAUGACACCUACAGAUCUUUUAGAGGUUGUGCAGCCAAGUGGCCUGGUACCCAAUGAGAAACUCAUGGUUGUCAUGGCAACUAAGGCAGAUCCCAGUCUGAGCUCAACGUGUUGAUAAUCACCUAACAGAAAAAUAUUCAGAGAUAUUCUUAUUAAGAUUUUUAUUAAAGAAAAAAAAUAGUUGUUUCAAUAAGCCUUGUUGGGCAUAUGGUAUCUAAUUUAGUGUUCUAGUCACAAGAAGAACUGAAGCAUUUAUUUCUACUUCUAUAAGUAGGGUGGUAUAGGAUUAUUUUUCAUAAUUUUGACUGUUUUUAUUUUCUCAAAACUUGAAAUGGCCAUUUCCUGAGGCAUGAUUUCACCAUUUGAAAGGUGAUUUAUAUGCCCCCAGGGAACCCCCCCCAGGCCUUUCAUCACCCUAGCCUGUAAAUAUUACGUCUUUCACAGCUUAUCUACAUGUCAGCUUAUUGAAAAAAAAGAACAAAUAAAAUUCUUAUAUCUUUAGAAUACAUAAUCUCAGAGAAAGUUAAUUUAUUCAUAUAUUUUUUACAUGUUUAUGAAAAAAAUCAAAUACGCCCGGUAUUGUCACAUCAAUUGUACUACAGGUAAAAAAUAUUAAUUUGUUUGAGGGAAGAGAUAACUUAUUAGGAUAUAUUAUAUUAAUAGUGAAAUUUAUUAUUCAAGAUAGUAGAUAGUAUUGUCAUUUUAUACAUACUACAGGUGAAUAAGAAUAAUCUCAAUGUUUUAAGAAAGAAAUAUCUUAUUAGGACAUAUCAUAGUGAAAUUAUUAUUAUUAUUAAUUCCAAGAUACGGUAUUGAUGGUAUUGAUAGCUAUAAAAUUUACUACCAUUAUCGUUGAAGUGGGACCCACAAAGUUCAAUGCGUUGUUUGCUGACUGGCAUUUUAAUGACUGUCAAUCAAAGAAUAGCCUGCCACCUGGCCUUUUCUUUUGAAGUCUGUGCUAUUUACGAAGAAAGUUCCAGAUGUGACGCACACAGGCUAUCAAAGAACUACAAUAGAAAAGCAAUAUUUUGAGGGAAAUUUUGGACUGAAUUAAAGAUUUUAGAGAAUUAGAUUAUUUCAGUUCUUUGAUUGAUGGUCGUUGAAACGCUAGUCGGCAAAUAAGACUUUGAACUUUGUGGGUUGCACUUUAACGAUAAUGGUAGUAAAGCCUGGUGUAUAUAUAUGUCAAAUUGUGCAUCUUUAUUAAGGCACUUAAUAUUAAAUGUUUGUUAUAACUUAA
Actinia tenebrosa (Australian red waratah sea anemone) is the source of this 4106-nucleotide messenger RNA. RefSeq lists its product as uncharacterized. Gene Ontology annotation, cellular component: cytoplasm. Gene Ontology annotation, molecular function: protein binding; GTPase activator activity. Gene Ontology annotation, biological process: regulation of small GTPase mediated signal transduction. Lineage: Eukaryota; Metazoa; Cnidaria; Anthozoa; Actiniaria; Actiniidae. The record is from RefSeq and is a predicted model, not a curated record.